AGUCUAGCUAGCCUGGCCCCUCCCACCUUGGUGGACGCAUUACAUACUGCUGGUGCUCCUGCUCUUAGCAACCGUGCCUCAGCAACAGCGUGCCGUGUCUCCCCAAUGGAGCUGCCGUUGGGCGGACCAGCGCUCAGGCACUACACCCAGAGCAGACCGAGACCUCACCGACAAAAACUGAACUAUCGUCCCAGCAGACCGCAGGAGACCAUAAUUGAGAGUGACAAUGAAGUCCUUGAGCUCAUGGGGAGGGUGGAUGAAGGAGUUGAAGAGUUCUUUACUAAGAGAGUACUUCCUACAGAUGCACUAAAAAAGCAAGAUGAGGAAUCUAUCACGGUUCACGAAGUGGCUCCUGCGAGCUCUGUCCCUUGUCCACCCCCGACGAAAACACUCAGGAGGAAGCUUGGCGAUUUCUUUACACUCAAAAAGAGGCGAGGUCUGAAAUCAGAAACAAGCCACGAGGGGCGUCCCAAAAAGGCUUCCAUCGCUGAUCUCAUCCGCCCGCUCAGGGAGGUCGCCAGAGCCGAGAAAGAAAAAGAUAAGGACAGAGUGAAGGAACACGACAAGGAAAAUGAAAAGGAGAAAGGGAAAGAGCAUCCCAACGCUGCUGGAGAGUCAGCUGUUCAGGAGACACCUGUUUCUGGUGCUCCGCCGCUGAGGGCUGAAGGGGUGCCUCCCCGCCGAGCUCUCAGAGAGGGGAAGUCCCAGUCUCUCAUUUUGCUCUCUGGAUCAGCAGCAGCGGGGACCACUAAUGCCAGAAACACUACAAAGAAACAAUUCGAAGGCCAACAUAGCUUUGAACAGAAACUCCAUCUCAUGCUUCAACGUAUUGGAGUUUCCAAAGCCCAACCAGGAGAGACACAGAAUCAGGAGGGAGAGAUGAAAAAAGCAGAAUCUGAAGGAACAAUCAUUGACAGUAAACCUGAGCCACCACCUACUUUCACAAAACCUCGAACAAUGUCGGCGUCGUCAGAUACAAGGCAUCAGAUUCGCCCAAGUGUGUCAGCACAUGAGUCAGCUGGGAAACCUGCUCUGCUUCCAAAGCCAGUUAUCAAGCCGGUUCCAACAUCCGGCCGCAACACUCCUGAGAACGAGCUAGCUCAAAUACAGGAAGGGGAGACAAACACGCCCACUAAACUGAGUCCAACUGCAGCUCCGUCUACCCCUGCUGCUCCUGCCCUCACUGCUACCACCACUCCUACUGUACUGACAAUCUCAAACUCAGUCCCUGACUCAACCAAUUUUACAAUUUCCCCUUCAAGUACUGUACCGUCCUCUGACACCGAUAUAUGCACUGACUCUGUUAACCCUACUGCAGCAGCUACAACACCCACAAAUGUUACAGAGCCCGACAACAAACCCUCCAUCCCUGAAGCCACUACCACUGAACUACCCACCGCCACAUUUCUGACAACCCAUACAAGCUCCACUACACCCACAGAGCCCCCCGCCACUGUCUCAGUUACUUCCACUUCCUCUGAGUCCAUUACUCCAAGCCUCUCUGUCACUUCCAACUCAGCAACAAUAACUGCGCCUUCCAUUACCACCUCGGAAACUGUUUCUGCUCCUAGCAACAAAAGCCCAGUUUCCACAGCAUCAACACAUCUGUCAACUGAAUCGGCUUUCCCAGAGCCAGAUGGUAUUCUCUCAUUUGCUGCUGCUGCUCCUGAUGCAGCUAUUUCUGUCAUCACUACAUCUUCUUCUUCUUCUUCUUCACCCUCCACCAGCACAUCAGAUAUGCCAUCCGGCUUGUCUACUACCACCAAGUCAGUUCCUGAAGCUGGUGAUGAGUCUACUUCAGUCACCUCCGCUUGCUCUGUAACUUUAGUUCCAUCAGUCACUAAAACAACAUCCCCACCUCUGAACUCAAGUGAUACCAUUACAACUCCAGUUACGCCUGACGGACCCAUUAUCACUUCAUCCUCCUCUGCCCUUCCUCCCACCAGCUCCAUCUCUUCCACCACCACCACCACUACAAGCCCAACAUCCACCGACUGCAUGAACUCUGUGACUCCUUCCACCAUUACUCACCCAGGCACUUCUAGCCCCGCAGAUAACUCUGCUCCCUCCACUUCUUCCAGUGAAACAAACCCUACAGACACCACCACCACCACUACCAGUUUAAACCGUGCAGACACCACGUCCACCACCAGUUCAACAGCCGCAACUGCAAUUAGCUCCCCACUCCCGACUGACUCAGACCCACCUUACACUAAUGUCAGUACUGCCCUCACACCGACUAUCUCUGACAUCCCCACUACUGAUAACUCAAGUGCUACAUGUCACCAUUCGACCAGUUCAGCCCCCUCUAAUGAUAGUCCAGGCCAAGAUAACGAUUUACAGACAUCUCCUGAAGAAAGAUCCAGUGUAGAACCUACAGAGAAGAGCACAGCAGAUGGGGAGCUUGAGAUGGUUAAAAAGAGCAACCAAACUGAGAUGGAUGAGAGCCAGAAAGUCAUGGACGGUGGGAAGGAGAGCGAGAGCAAAAAUGAGAAACCGGCUCCGGUCAACAGCGAUGUGAUAAAGGAACAAGCGCAGGAACAAAGUAUGAAACCUGAAGAAGACACAGUGAAAACAGAAGUGGGAAUGGCUGAACCUACAUCAGGGAAAGAUGGUGCGCUGCAUAGCGAGGGCGAUGAGGAGGUGGUAGGAGAUCAAAAACAAGACGAAACCAAGUCAGUGAGUGAGAAGUAAAUCAGAAAUAAAGAAAUUGCUAAAUAUGGGACCAACUACUGUGACAGGGGCAGGAGAGACCACAG
This is a messenger RNA of Micropterus salmoides (largemouth bass), 2759 nucleotides long. RefSeq names its product flocculation protein FLO11-like. The transcript is spliced from 8 exons. Bases 106 to 2694 code for a protein of 862 amino acids. Lineage: Eukaryota; Metazoa; Chordata; Actinopteri; Centrarchiformes; Centrarchidae. The record is from RefSeq and is a predicted model, not a curated record.